Messenger RNA from Rhagoletis zephyria (snowberry fruit fly), 1882 nucleotides. RefSeq names its product required for meiotic nuclear division 5 protein souji (gene Sou). Gene Ontology annotation, biological process: proteasome-mediated ubiquitin-dependent protein catabolic process. Gene Ontology annotation, molecular function: protein binding; ubiquitin protein ligase activity. Lineage: Eukaryota; Metazoa; Arthropoda; Insecta; Diptera; Tephritidae. Gene Ontology annotation, cellular component: cytoplasm; nucleus; GID complex. The record is from RefSeq and is a predicted model, not a curated record.
AUCCCUAAUUCAUCAGCAAAUAAAAGCAAACGCAAUAUCAGCUGAGAGCAAAACUAAAAUUAAUUUGCACGAUUUAAUUAGCAAAGUGUAAGUUCGUCAAACGAAAAAUCGUUUGGUGUUAAAACUGUUCAGCAACAUAGAAAAGAUAAGUGGGGAAUACAGAAACAAAGAAAAAAACUUUAUCUCCGAAGGGAAGAAAAAAGGCUGACUGAAGAAAAUUGGAAUUAUUGGCAUAUUUUCUUCCAGAGCAAUACGCAGUUAGUCCAACUGAAAUUUCUGCUAGUUUUCCUGUCUCCAACAUGCAAAACGCAGACCUAGAGGCAUUGAAUGCCGUAGAGAAAGAGUUAGAUCGUGUAAUAUCUAAAUUUCAAGAUAUACGUGAAAAUGCUACCGCAGAAAUUGCGGAUGUAGCUACGUUAUUGGAAGAGUUGUUAAAGGUGCUCAACGAGGCUGAGCAGGAGAUGACUGGCACAAUAAAUACCAGUACACAAGUGGAUGCGCCUUCCGAUGUAGAUGAUCCAAUGGCUGAUGAAGCCGAAAUGCAGGUCGAAAUGGAACCGGCAAAACCACGACUCAACGAGUGCCAAGUGAAGCACGUAUUGGACACAUUGCACAAGGCCAACGAAAAAUUGCAACGGCUUUCGGCGGAACAUCGUGAUUUGCACGGAUCAGUGUCAAAAGUGGGCAAAGCAAUCGAUCGCAAUUUUGUUUCCGAUUUCACGGCUACAACGCGCGUCGAUGCACUGCAAGAUGAAGACAACUUGAUGUUGCUAAACAAAGUAAUGGCAAAGCAUUAUUGUCGCCAGGGUAUGGACGACGUUGCACGUCUACUAAUUAAGGAGUCUGGCAUGCCCGAAGAAAUGGCGCAAGAAGUUUUCGACUCAGAAAGCAGCUUCGCUGAAAUCUAUCGCAUUUGGAAGGGUAUACAGCAGCAAGAAUUGGGACCAGCACUAGAGUGGGCAACACGCUAUUCCAACGAAUUGAUUGCUAAGAAUUCGACUCUUGAAUUCAAACUACAUCGCUUAGCAUUUUUGCAAAUCAUGUCGCGUGGUAUAGGCGCACAAGCGGAGGCGAUCGCUUACGCCCGCAAAAAUUUUAACAAGUUUAUCGAUCGCUUCGAACAUGAAAUACCAAAUUUAAUGGGAUGCUUCAUUUAUUUGCCCAUGGGCAUAGAUAAGUCGCCGUAUAAGCAUUUGAUCUCGCCACAAGUGUGGAUGGAGGCAUCAUAUGUAUUUAUGAAAGACGCCUGCCAUACAUUGGGUAUCAGCAAAAAUUCAGCAUUAUCUGUAGUUAUUAACGCUGGAUGCACAGCUCUGCCAGCAUUGCUCAAUAUUAAGCAGGUUAUGCAGUCACGUCAGGUGUUAAGCAUUUGGAAUGCGCGUGAUGAGUUGCCAAUAGAGAUUGAUCUUGAUCCUGAGUAUCGUUAUCACUCGAUUUUCGCUUGUCCCAUUUUGCGCCAGCAGACCACGGAGGAUAAUCCGCCAAAGCGAUUGACAUGCGGACAUGUUAUCUCCAAUGAUGCAUUGCAUAAGUUGAGUAAUGGUCAUAUACUCAAAUGUCCUUACUGUCCCGUCGAACAGAACGCCGAUGAUGCUGUGCGAAUCUAUUUUUAAACAGCCAAGCUCAUACACAAAUUUAUAUCUUUCUACACAUCAUAACGAAAUUUUUCUGCUCUUUUCAAUGGAUAAUAUUUUAAUUAAAAAUCAUUAAAUUUACGAAAUGUAAUGAAUAAGAAACAUAAGAAAUAACUGCAAUUGCAGUUUUAAUUCAAUCGAUAAUUCGCAACAAAUCGACUGAAAUAUUAUUAUUUAAGUUGAUGUAAUUAACGUAUUUAGUACAGUUCUGUACUUUUUUUGAGUUGAAAAUAUAUUACUUUUAGUUU